AUGGACGGUAAUUAUAAUUUCACUCUCUCCAAUCAUAAUGAUCACCACCAUCAUCAAAAAGUCCCCCAUGGUCUAAUUAUCACCCUCACAGACCAACCCCCCACCACUCCCCCCAAAAAAUCAAUAAAAUCCUACAUCACAACCCUCUCCCGCAAAGUCUCCCAAAAGACAGUCACAGGAGCCCAACACCUCGGAACCCUCGCCCGUUCCGCAACCACCGCCUCCCGUCGUUCAAAAACCUCCAAAAGCAGUGGUAGAAAAUACAGUACUACUACUACUACAACCAUGAAAUCCGUUACUUCGGUGUUCAUUCCAUCAUCAGACGUAAAUGGAAUGAAUAAUAAUAAUAAUAGUGGUAAUAUUGGUGGAGGACGACCGGCCCCACGUCUUCCAAAUGUUGUCUAUCGCAGCCCGGACGCCGAUUUCAUCGAGAGUCAGAUGGAGGCUAGGAUUCGCAGUAUUGGGGCUAAUAAUAAUAAUGGUGGUGGUGGUGGGGAUAAUAAGGAGGAGGAAGGUGGUGAUGGUGAUGGUAAGGAGAAUGAGAAGGAAGAAAAGAAGAAGGAUAGGAUGGGGGGGUAUACGAUUCGAAUCAUUAACCCUAAUUGCAAUAAUGAAGCUUAA
Molecule: messenger RNA, 621 nt
Organism: Orbilia oligospora ATCC 24927
Lineage: Eukaryota; Fungi; Ascomycota; Orbiliomycetes; Orbiliales; Orbiliaceae
Exons: 1
Coding region: 1-621 (206 amino acids)
Source: RefSeq, a predicted model, not a curated record